AUGAGUCCUGUGGACAAUGGCUCUACAACGCCCUCGGUGAGAACAAAAAAGUCAACGGGGUUAUCUACUUCGACGAUUCUGUUGGUGAUUGGUGCCAGUGCAAUAUCCUUUCUGGCAGGGACAUUGUUCGCUCUGAGCUUCAAUGAAUGUCCUACACUCCCACCACCUGCACAAGCCGCUGCCGAACAAGCCAAGGGUACUCCCUUGGAAUCUCCCGAAACUGAAGAGCGGAUCCUUGUAAGAAAGGAAAUGAUGGAACCAUUGCAACGAGAAGUCCCUCCUGCGGAACCAGCCCAUACUGCUGCCAGCCACAGGAAGGGCCAGCUAUUCCCAGAGACAGUUCGGAAAUUUGUGACGGGAAUGGCUCAUGUGGACAAGGCCGCAUUCACCGAAAAGUUUGAAUUGGGCGUUCCACUUGACCAGCCCACGAAAGGCUCCGAGGACAUUCUUUUGCUCUACAGUGGAAGAAAGUCAAUGCCCACAAAAUACCAACGUUCCCUGGCCACCAACAUUCAACAACUCACAACCGAAGAAGCCACAGAGAAUUGCUUGUUUCUCAACAUGAUUUAUACCCAUCACGAGGGUCAAAGGGAACAAUGCACGGCCAUUAUCCCACAAUACGAAUCCUUCCACAUUCAUAAAUGGAUGCGAUUGCCAUCUGGCAAAGGUGGAGUUGACAAGAAUAACCCUUUGCGUCCCGUGGGAAGGGGGUUGCAGCCCAAUGGCAUUGAUCCUUUCAAAGUGCCUAUCUAUGAAAGACAUACCAAGCGGCUUUGGGAAAUGCUUCGCAAGUACUUGGAUUCUGUUGAUGAUGUACUCAACGAAUUGCGACCAAUUGUCAAUCGAAUCAAAAUCAAGAACACUGUCAUUGUCAUGGUUUGCAACCAUGGCCAAUCAGAGUUGCUCGUGAACUUUGCCUGUUCCACCCAUGCACGAGGAUUGGAUAUUUCCAACAUAAUUGUGUUUGCCACAGACGAAGAAACCAAAGAACUGGCAGAGAGUGUUGGAUUGGCAGCCUACUAUGAUGAGCGGAAUUUUGGUGAAAUCACCAGUGAAGCAGCCAAGGAAUAUGGAGACAGGCACUUCACUGCCAUGAUGAUGGCCAAGGUCAUAUGUGUCCAAUUGAUCAGUCUAUUGGGUGUGGACCUUUUGUUCCAAGAUGUGGACAUUGUCUGGUACAAGAAUCCACUCAAUUUCUUCCACAAGAAUGAACAUGACCCAAUCCACACCUUCGACAUGUACUAUCAGGACGAUGGUUCCCACUCCACACGAUAUGCACCCUAUGCACCCAACUCUGGGUUCUAUUACGUCCGGUACAAUGCCAAGACACGACACUUUUUAACAUCUUUGCUAAUGCAAGGAGAUCUCGUGCUGAAAACCUUCUCCCAUCAACAGGCCAUGACGGCUGUAAUGGCAGAACAUGCCUCACUGUUUGGACUUCGUGUCAAAGUCUUGUCCCGAGACGAAAAUGACUUCCCGGGAGGGUAUCAUUACCAUCGAAAGAAUGGAGAGUUUCUACGUCAAAUGUUCAAAGGUGAAGUCAGUCCUACAAUUUUCCACAUGAGUUGGACCAAGAACAAAGACAACAAGCUGCUGUUCCUAAAGCAAAUGGGGGAGUGGUAUCUGCAGGACAAGUGUGUUUCCAAGAAGCUUGCGGAUAUUGGUGUUGAGAAGGACAAUUUUGUAUCUUCGUGUUGCUCCAAAGAAGCUUUGGUGACUUGUCAUUACAAGGACAAGCCUAGCAUCAAACCGUGCAAAGAUAGUCCUGCACUGGAUCAGGGCCGACCAUCCUUCUGGUAG
Molecule: messenger RNA, 1800 nt
Organism: Seminavis robusta
Lineage: Eukaryota; Bacillariophyta; Bacillariophyceae; Naviculales; Naviculaceae
Source: the annotation of a GenBank genome assembly